GGCUCCUAACAACUGUGGUGGGAAAAUCACAUCCCUAAUCUUUUCCGCAUCAACGCAGCAGUCGGAAGUAGAAGGGGCAGAUUCAGAACUGAUUGUUCUACCCAAACUAAAAGCUCUCUCAAAUCCAAUCACAACCGUCGAAUAUCCAAUCACAGCCCUCAAAUGGUAUGAUGUUGAAUGCAUGGAAAUUGUAUCAGAAAUGCCUGGCCGUCCAUCCUGUCAAGACCCAGAUCAUCAGCUCCGGUGUCCUCUGGGGCAUAGGAGAUGUUGCUGCUCAGACCAUCUCCCAUUCCACCCUCCAAAAACACCCUCUCAACAGCACUGAAGGAGGUGAAGAGUUCAAGAUCAAUUGGAAAAGGGUGGCUAUCACUAGCAUGUUUGGGUUUGGAUUUGUUGGUCCUGUAGGCCAUUUCUGGUAUGAAGGCUUGGAUCGAUUCAUAAGACUCCGGCUUCAACUGCAACCCAAGUCACUACGGUUUGUCACUGCAAAAGUGGCCACUGAUGCGCUUAUUUUUGGGCCCUUGGACCUAUUUGCAUUCUUCACAUACAUGGGGUUUUCAGCUGGGAGGAGCGCGGCUGAGGUGAAGGAAGACUUGAAGCGGGACUUCCUCCCAGCCUUUAUUUUACAGGGAGGAGUGUGGCCCAUAGUCCAGGUUGCGAAUUUCCGAUUCAUUCCGGUGAGAUAUCAGCUUCUCUAUGUAAAUGUCCUUUGCUUGGUGGACAGCGCCUUCUUGUCAUGGCUGGAGCAACAAAAGGAUGCACCUUGGAAGCAGUGGUUCACAUCUUUCCUGGCAUUAGAAAAAAAAGAAGGCCAGGGUUGAUUACUUCUAUGGUUCUACCCCCCAAUUGUUUGUAUAUUUUACAGAUGUGCCACUUCAUUUCCCUUCUGUUUUUCCCUCAUCCAAUGCAAAUACAUGCCAAAAGAUUCAUGUCUAUUGUGGGAUUUGUUGGAAGACCCUGAAUCCCAACAUGGGUUUUAAAAAUGGGAUUAAUGGGAUGUGAUUUGAACUGCCUUGAAGCA
Magnolia sinica is the source of this 1021-nucleotide messenger RNA. RefSeq lists its product as uncharacterized. NCBI's taxonomy places the organism in Eukaryota, Viridiplantae, Streptophyta, Magnoliopsida, Magnoliales, Magnoliaceae. Gene Ontology annotation, cellular component: membrane; cytoplasm. The record is from RefSeq and is a predicted model, not a curated record. The coding region runs from base 168 to 821 and encodes 217 amino acids. The transcript has 3 exons.